Messenger RNA from Tauraco erythrolophus (red-crested turaco), 938 nucleotides. The record is from RefSeq and is a predicted model, not a curated record. NCBI's taxonomy places the organism in Eukaryota, Metazoa, Chordata, Aves, Musophagiformes, Musophagidae.
AAAAUGACAGAUGGAGAGAUCUCAGCAGUCAGCUGGAGCAGCCAGGCGCCAGCAUCUGGGACUGCUUGUCGGACAAGGGCGAGGAGGGCUCACGCUGGCCGAGGGAGACGACCACCAGCACCUGCUCCGUCACCAACCUGAUCAAAGACCUCAGCCUCAGCGACCCCCACGGCAACCCCUCAGCUCCCCCCAGCAAGCGCCAGUGCCGCUCACUUUCGUUUUCGGAUGAGAUGUCGAGCUGUGGGACCUCGUGGAGACCCUUGGGCUCGAAGGUUUGGACCCCGGUGGAGAAACGGCGGUGUUAUAGUGGGGGGAGCGUGCAACGCUACUCCAACGGCUUCGCCACCAUGCAGAGGAGCUCAAGCUUCAGCCUGCCCUCGCGUUCCAACCCGCUCUGCAGUGACCAUCCCGUCCUCAGCAGCCGGCUGGGAUGCCAGCCAAGGAAAUUGGCCAGUGGCGGGCACGGAGGAGACCGGGUGGACAUGCAGAGGUCCCUCUCCUGCUCACACGACCACUUCUCCUCCUCGGAGUACUUGUCCCGAAGCCGCUCGCAGCCCUGCGUCCUGAACGACAAAAAGGUCGGGGUCAAGCGACGGAGACCAGAGGAGGUUCAGGAGCAACGGCCCUCGCUGGACCUCGCCAAGAUGACCCAGUUUUAUGGUUCAACGUUUCCCAUGUCAAUAAUUUACAGUGGUAAAGCCAACGACCCCACCAGCUCUGUGCGGGCUGGAGACAUCGGUGGCUCUGAAGACCCCAGGGCUCUUGCUACAGGAGCGGGGUUCACCCCAGCCACCUCCCAAGGGAACCUCUGGCAGCGAUUCGUCGGCCGCUGGUUGCUCCAUCCGUACGUGCGGCGCAGGACAUCCCACGUGAACGGGAAACGUGCCUUUGCCACCAUGCGCUGGCAACCGCAGCUCUUCUCGAGUCGCCAUCAAUAA